UUGUCAAUUGUCAUUUUGAAAUAGCACAGACUAAGAUUACAGAAUAUUAAUAUUAGAUAAUAACUUGGAAUACAGGCUUUUGUGUUGCCAUAUAAUUCUAGAAAUGCACCAAUUUUUUUUACUUGUUUGAAUCAAAAUUUAAAAGGUUCAAAGGUAAGUUUAAAAAUAAUUGAUUUGAUUAUGUAUAUGUAUGCCUACCUGCGUGGUGUUUGGUCGGUGCUACCACUGACAUAUUUCCACUAUGUUUUAGGAAAAAUUUCCUUUUUUAAUCAAAGCUUUUUAUACGUAUUUUUACAUAAUUUGUUAAGCUAAUUUAAAGUCUGAAAUAUUGUGUAAAAAUCACAAUACUAUUAAAAUGUUAAUGUACUUUGAACCUAUUUGUAAAUAUUUUGAUCUCUUAAGUUUUAUCAAGCAGUCACACAGAUUGUGUUAGAAAAUAGUUCUUAUUCUCAGGACUGAAGACCUCAAAGAGAUGGUACAUAUUGAUGCAGAGUAUAUUUAAGAAAUACUAUAUUAAGCUUAUUGUCAUAUAAAAUCUCUUUGAAUUGACGUAUCACAAAUAUUUAAACGUUCGAUCAUUAGAUUGAGUUUAUUAUAUUUUUUUACUUGAAUAAUAGCUGUUGUCUGUAAUUCUUUUUGUAGAAAUAAUAACUUAAGACAAAAAAUGGCGAACGACGUGGAUGUAAAAUCAAUAAUGUCGAUAUCAUCCAAAUCGGAGGGUAGCACUGCACCUAUUACUCGAACUAAGUUGAAGAAUGCUCCACUUCACGAAAGAUGUGCUAUACCUGAUAUGGUGAAGAUUAAGGAACUGUUUCAAGCAGCGUAUAGAAACAAAAUGUUGCCCAAUGAAUUUAGAAACCUACUACGGACGCUUCUAAACGUCGAGUACGACGAUGAUGAAUUCAAAAUACUAUUUCUAAAAAUAAAUACUUCACGAGAGGGUGAAAUAGAUUGGGAUGAGCUGGUGUCGCAUUUACUUCUGGGCUACUUCCUCAACGAUCCGGAGAAUGAGCGGGCUUCUCUGCAGUUACCCAUAAUGGGACUACCCACCGUGAUGCGUUCGCAACAUCGUCAUCCCAUUUCUCGCAUAUGCUUCUGCCCGGAUGUUGCCAAGGACCGUAGCACAAACAACCUGACUGGGAACUAUAUUACAGCGAGUCGCGAUGGCAUGAUUAACUGGUGGUCGCUUGACAUGACACUUUUACGCACGGCUUUCUCAUCAAGUCCUCAUCUGAAAGUCCGCACUACUUGGGUUACGGACAUGGUAUGCAUGCCUGAUGUAAACAUAAUAGUCACGAGUUCUACGGAGAGGGAUUUACGCUUUUACGAUUGUACAGCCAAAACCUUCACAUUGAAGAUUGUCAUCACGAGUUGGGAAUAUAUGAUUUGUACAAUGUAUUACCAUUUUCACCAAGACAUAAGUGAGAAAUGCACGUUGAUUUGCGGUGACGUAGGCGGCAACGUCCGUGUACUGCAAUUCUCACCCGUGGAUCGUGGGCCUUUCCGCAACCAAGCUGGUAGAGCACUUGUGCAGUUGCGACACAUCGACUUGCAACGGCGGCCCCAUCUGCUGGCAGAGAUGAAGCUGACAGAGUUACGUGGAGUUCACAGUGAAUGGGUACGACAAGUAUCGUACUACGCUUCUCUGCAUUGCAUAGUAUCAUGCGCCACGUGCCCAGACUCACUGCUUAUGUGCGACCUCGCCGGAUCCAAGACGCAUAAUAUGUUCCGUCUCGACAAAGGUAUUCAAUGCUUCGCAUUCGAUGAAGAAGCACAUGUUCUAGUGACGGGAGGGCCAGACUGCUCGGUGCGUGUUUGGAACCCUUUCGUGCCCAGUAAGGCCAGCGCAGCCUUGCACGGCCAUCACGCGGGUAUUGUCGCACUCGUGUUGCAGAACCGUGCCAGCAUCGUAUAUUCUUUAUCGCGUGACCGAGUGAUCAAGGUCUGGGAUGUCCAGGGUCAGAAUUGCGUACAGACGUACAUCGACAUUCCGGCUCAGGUGGGAGAGCGCACGCCCAUCUCAUGCGUUUAUAACAGCGCAACACGCGAGUUGAUUCUAGCUGCCAUCAAAAUAGCCGUAUUGGUGCUGGACGAACAGAUCAAUCCGCACCACACUGACGGGUUCACACACUCUCGAGCUGUAGCACGCAUUCUCUACAACCCACUCUUUAAGGUCAUCAUUACCUGUGGUAUGGACAGCAUCAUCAUCAACUGGGAUCCUCUCACUGGUAAACGCAACGUGCUCAUCCGAGAGGCGCAUACACGACUUCUGCACGGUGAGUUGAUCCCGGUUGAGAUCACGGCAGCCUGCUUCGAUCCCGGUGACCAGUUGCUGCUCACCGGUGCAAGGAAUGGGACGCUUAAGGUGUGGAACUUCAAUACGGGAGUGUGUUUGAAGGAGAUGACGAUAGAGCACAUGUGUGAAGUGACCAACUGUUUCUGGGUGGAAGGACGAAUCCUGGCUGUGGGUUGGAAUCGGCACGUAACAGAAUUCGAGGAAGGUGGGACCCAGCGUACAGGAAAGUCGUGGGAGACGCGGCACACUGAUGACGUGCUAGCUGCUGCCGCGCGAUCUCCUAUGACCCUCGCUACUUCGUCAUACAAUUCAGAGCUGAUAUUCUGGAAAUUGGAGACUGGACAACCGUAUCGGAGAUUUUCAUGCACGGAACCGAUGCUGCGUAUCAAGAUGCAGUAUAGCAAACGUGCUGCCUCCCCUCACGCCGCUGCAGGGUCAUCUGCGCAUCGUGGCUCUUCUAUACUACGACGACCUAGCAUGGGUGGUGCGCGUGAUUCGGUAAUCGAUGCGGCGUCUGCGAUGGAGAAGGCCCGCGCUCGACGCGUUUCUGCGGUGAGCUUACCGGCCCGUGCGCAAGUGAUGCGACAACUCGCCGUACACGCUAUGGUCUUCCUGCAGAGACGCCCCGUGCACAUGCACGUUGCGACUCUGAUGCUGUCGCUGGAAAACGGGCAAGUGCAAUGCUGGUCGGAGCAUCCAGCUGGUGGGAUCCAGGGUGCGUUUCAGGGCAUUCACACUGCCGGUGACUACGUGUCUGCCUUUACGACUGAUGUCGACAAUAACUAUCUAUUCACCGGCACCACUGUUGGCUAUAUCAAAGUGUGGCUCAUGACUAACUACCUCACCCAUGAAAAGACGCACAUCAGUAUGCCAAAGUUGCGGCUGAAGUUUCCGUUCCUUUGGCGGGAUCGCAUCGAAGGACGCGCCAAGCGAUGCGUCAGAGACCAACCGCUGCCUCUGCUACUCAACAGCUACAAGGCGCACCUGCGCUGCGUCACUAGUCUCGCCUACGUUGACCAUUUGGAGUUACUCUUCAGUGGUUCGUCAGACUACAGCGUUCGCGCAUGGCGGCUGUCAGGUGAAUACGUUGGCACGUUGGGGAGCUUCGUGCCGUGGUCGCUCACGGACACGCGCUUCCCUCCAGAUGUUCAAAAGGUCGCCAGCUUCACUACUUUCAAGGUGUGGCGAGGAGGAUGGGUGUCUCGCUACGUGCCAGGGCAGGUGGAGAUAGACAAGCUUCGCGAUAUCACGGAACUGGAGCUGCGCACGCGCACUUUCGGUGAACCUCCACCGCCGCCGUUGCUGGGAGAUUACUUCGCGCUGCCCAAGCGUCCCGAUGCACACCAGACUAUUCGUCUCGACGAUUCACUGCAAACGAUUCCGCUAUACGCGCACCUACGCAUGGCAUCGACCCAACCCGUUAGGCGGCCUCCAACCCCAGAACUUGUGCGAGCCACGCGAUUAAAGCGAGCCCCUGCCCGACGCCCACACUUCGAACCACCCGCUCCUCCACAGUAGACUACUUAUUAGUGCUCGUUCAGACACAGCGGGAACCGCGCGAUUGUCAGAUCGUGCGGUUGGAACCGCAAAAAUGGCGACUGUUCAAACAGUGGCGGUUAGUUAGCGAUCAGUUUCAAGAUGGAAGUCGAAGAGUAACUAACGUGUCAGUGGUUGAUACAGAAAAUAAAGAAAACGCAGAUUCAGAGAGGAUCUUAAGAGGAUAGUAACACUAUAUCCCAAUUUAAGAAUGUUUGAGCGAAAUUUUUUUGACUAUUUGAGAAUGUCAAUAAAAUCUUUUGAUGAACUCAUUGAACAAAUCAGGUAAGAUAUUUCAAGCUCUGAAACACAUAUGAGGGCAAGCGUGUUACCAGAAGAAAAACUCUCCACUUCAUCAAUAAAUAACUCACGGUGCUCUUGUUAUGACGUGUUAAUCGCGCGGUGCCCGCAAUGCUAAUGAACGCUGAGUAAGAUCUUCAUAGUAAUAGAACCGCGAGGGAGUAUCGCGAUUCUAUUUUCUGGCGGUUGGGUUGCGGAAACCGCGCGGGUAUGUCUGAACGAUUACUUAAUAACUCAUACAAAUAAGACCCGCGCGAUUUCCAUGUGAUUUUGAAAUCGCGCGGUUCCCGCCGUGUCUGAACGAGCAAUUAAACAUAUAAAUGAUAAAUCUGUGUGUUAUACUUUAUUAUGAACAAUAAACGUUUAAAAUUAUCUAUA
Pieris napi is the source of this 4510-nucleotide messenger RNA. It is a transcript of the gene WDY, whose product is annotated as WD repeat-containing protein on Y chromosome. Lineage: Eukaryota; Metazoa; Arthropoda; Insecta; Lepidoptera; Pieridae. Gene Ontology annotation, molecular function: protein binding. The coding region runs from base 665 to 3814 and encodes 1049 amino acids. The record is from RefSeq and is a predicted model, not a curated record. The transcript has 17 exons.